This is a messenger RNA of Anoplophora glabripennis (Asian longhorned beetle), 2182 nucleotides long. RefSeq names its product mesoderm induction early response protein 1. The record is from RefSeq and is a predicted model, not a curated record. Lineage: Eukaryota; Metazoa; Arthropoda; Insecta; Coleoptera; Cerambycidae. The transcript is spliced from 5 exons. Gene Ontology annotation, cellular component: nucleoplasm. Gene Ontology annotation, biological process: negative regulation of transcription by RNA polymerase II. The coding region runs from base 372 to 1502 and encodes 376 amino acids. Gene Ontology annotation, molecular function: histone deacetylase binding; transcription corepressor activity.
GUGGUGUUUUGUCUUGUCUUCUAAAAAAUAUAUAGUUGAAGACAGAAUAUUUUUAAUUAAAAAACAGUACAUUAAAACAAGAAUAAACAUAUUAUAAAUACGUUCAGUAACAUUUGUGAUGGCUUUAUCUGUAGUGUGAUUUGUAAAUAAGCCUUAUUUACGUCGGUCCUAUUUUGCCAUGUUUAUAACCUCACUUUGGUGUAUAAAGUUCAUUAAAAUCAGAUUUGAUCUUAUAGUGAAUAAAAUAAUUCUAUAGACAACUAACGUCAUCUAAAGGAAACAGUUUUUGUGCAGAAAAACAAUUGCCAAUGAAUGAAUUUAUUUUACUAUAGUUAAUUUUCAAGGGCAGAAGGUGUUACUGACAGUUAUGAAUGCAAAGUAGUAACAUGGAAGAAGUUGUUUCACAUCAAAAAGAUGGAAAAGACAACGAUUCAUCAACUAAAGAUAAACUAUUUGACCCUUCGGUUGAUAUGCUAGUGAAUGAUUUUGAUGACGAGCGAACACUUGAAGAGGAAGAAGCCCUAGCAGCAGGAGAGUCGCAAGAUCCAAAUGCAGAACUAACAAGUUUACAAAAGGAAAGUAACAUGCCCCUGGAAGAGCUUCUAGCUUUGUAUGGUUAUCGAGGAGAAAAUCAAGAAAACGAAAGUCCAGAAGAAGAAGAAGACGACGAAGAAGAAAGUCCAGAAAUGUCGGAACCAAUGGAAGAACAAGAAAGCGAACCUUCACCGCCAGAACAACCUUCCAAGUUGAGGGUACUAUAUGAACCAAUCCCUGAUAAUGACCAAGAUGCCUCCCGAUUAUUACGUUCUGUCUCUAGAGUUAGUGAAGAAGAGGAGGAAGAUUAUGACUACAGUCCAGAUGAAGACGAGUGGCGAAAGACGAUUAUGGUUGGUAGUGAUUACCAAGCACAGAUUCCUGAAGGUUUAUGUCAUUAUGAUGAUGCUCUUCCAUAUGAAAAUGAAGACAAACUUCUAUGGGAUCCAUUAGAAAUCUGCGGUGAAACAGUUGAAGAUUUUUUGAAGAAAGCUUCUGCCAUCACCAAGCCCCCCAUUCCGAUGGGAACUCAACUUCGAGAUGAUGAACAGGCCUUAUAUCUGCUCCAGCAAUGUGGACAUAAUGUAGAUGAAGCUUUACGUCGAUUAAGAAUGACGAUUCCUACUAACGCCACAGAAACGAUGAAUGAGUCCCUUUGGUCUGAGGAGGAAUGUAGGAAUUUUGAGUCUGGUGUACGUUGCUUUGGAAAAAAUUUCCACCUCAUUCAACAGAAUAAGGUUCGGACGAGAUCAGUGGGAGAAUUAGUUCAAUUCUAUUACUUAUGGAAAAAAUCGGAGCGACACGAUAUUUUUGCAAAUAAGGCAAGAUUGGAAAAAAAGAAGUAUGCUUUACAUCCCGGCCUGACCGACUUUAUGGAUAGAUUUCUGGAAGAUCAGGAUAGUAGAGAUCGUAGUUCAUCUCCCAAUGUUCAGUGUGGAGGGAAUGGUAAACCGCCUCCAGAUACUUGAUCUCUAUUAUACAGCUACUGGUUAUAUAAAAAUAAGCAAGUUGACUAGAUUACAAAAUACUAAUAAGUCAAGGUAAGAAGUGAAGAUUUUAUGCAGCACUCUACGCGGCUCUUUUUAUUGAUCCAGAUUUGCAGUGUAUUUUAUUUGGAAAUUGAUAGUGUGUGGGUGAAUAUUACGAAUACAUAACAAACAGAACAUUUACGAAUAUUAUGAAUAUUGUGAACAUAGAAUUUCAUAUAACACAAACAUUCUUGGGAAUUCUAGUGCAGUAAUUAACUUUCUGCAUAGACUCGUGUAUUAUGUAAUUUCUUAAAAUUAAUUGCUACUACUGAAAUUAUAAUUUAGUACAAAUAUUUAGUAUUUAAUAUAUUACAGGGAUGUAAAGUGACAUACAAUUUGAUUUAAUUUAUUUAAUAUAAUUGCAGUGACUUAUAUUUUGCUAAAUAUUGCCACCAAUUUGUAUUAGAAAUUUUUUCUUACAAUAUUAUUUAAACUACUGUGAUAAAUUUCUUGAAAAUUUUAAUUUAUAAUUUUAUCAUUUUAUCAUAUUUAUUUUAAUUUUUUGGUAUUCCAUAAUUGUAAAUACAACAUUAGAUAAGGAAUUAUGGUCUAACUCGCAAAUGAAGACACAAUUUUUCAUUAUUAUAUUAAUUAUUUACUUUUAUUUUUUUCUACUCUAA